Messenger RNA from Cavia porcellus (domestic guinea pig), 3493 nucleotides. RefSeq names its product elastin (gene Eln). The transcript has 35 exons. Gene Ontology annotation, molecular function: extracellular matrix structural constituent. NCBI's taxonomy places the organism in Eukaryota, Metazoa, Chordata, Mammalia, Rodentia, Caviidae. The record is from RefSeq and is a predicted model, not a curated record. Bases 92 to 2575 code for a protein of 827 amino acids.
UCCCUCCUUCCCUUGCAGCGACGACCAGGCAGCAAUUACGCUUUGGGGAUAAAACGAGGCGCAGAGCGCGGCCAGGGCAUUCCUCCCCGAGAUGGCGGGUCUGACGGCGGCGGCCCCGCGGCCCGAAGUGCUGCUGCUCCUGCUCUGCCUCCUCCGCCCCGCGCAGCCCGGAGGGGUCCCAGGGGCGGUUCCUGGUGGGAUUCCUGGUGGCAUUCUUGGGGGUGUCCCUGGAGCUGUCCCUGGAGGAGUCUAUUAUCCAGGGCUGGGACCUGGAGGCAAACCACCCAAGCCAGGUCCUGGUGGGCUCGCUGGUCCUGGGGCAGGGAUCGGGGCCUUUCCUGCAGGUGCCUUCCCAGGGGCUCUGGUACCUGGUGGAGCAGCUGGUGCUGCUGCUGCUGCUGCUGCUUAUAAAGCUGCCAAGGCCGGGGCCGGGCUUGGCGGUGUAGGAGGGCUCGGUGGCAUUGGCGGAGCUGGCGGCGUUGGAGGGCUUGGUGGUGUUGGUGGAGUCGGUGGCUUAGGAGUGUCUACAGGUGCUGUGGUGCCUCAGGUUGGAGCAGGAGUUGGAGUUGGAGCUGGAGGGAAGCCAGGGAAAGUUCCUGGUGUGGGGCUCCCAGGUGUGUACCCAGGUGGAGUGCUCCCAGGCACAGGAGCUCGCUUCCCUGGAGUGGGAGUGCUCCCUGGGGUCCCCACUGGAACUGGAGUCAAAGCCAAGGCCCCAGGUGGAGGUGGAGCUUUUGCUGGAAUCCCAGGGGUUGGGCCCUUUGGGGGCCAGCAGCCUGGGGUUCCCCUGGGGUACCCCAUCAAAGCACCCAAGCUGCCAGGUGGCUAUGGACUGCCCUACACCAAUGGCAAGCUGCCCUACGGAGUGGCUGGUGCAGGGGGCAAAGCUGGCUACCCAACAGGGACAGGGGUUGGCUCCCAGGCAGCAGCCGCAGCAGCUAAAGCAGCAAAGUAUGGUGCUGGAGGAGCAGGAGUCAUUCCUGGCAUUGGAGGGGGCGGCAUCCCAGGCGGCGCCGGUGCCAUCCCCGGGAUUGGAGGCAUCGCAGGGGCUGGGACUCCUGCAGCAGCUGCCGCUGCGAAGGCUGCCAAGUACGGAGCUGCUGGAGGCCUGGUGCCUAGGGUCCCAGGUGUUGGGGUCCCAGGUGUUGGCGUCCCAGGUGUUGGCGUCCCAGGUGUUGGCGUCCCAGGUGUCGGGGUCCCAGGUGUCGGCGUCCCAGGUGUCGGCGUUCCAGGUGUUGGAGUCCCAGGUGUUGGAGUCCCAGGUGUCGGGGUCCCAGGCAUCGCAGAUGGAGCAGGGCCUCUCGGGCCAGCUGCAGCUGCUAAAGCAGCGGCCAAAGCAGCUAAAUAUGGGGCCGGGGCCAGAGUGGGAGUUGGGGGCAUCCCCACCUAUGGAGCUGGGCCCGGGGGCUUUCCUGGCUAUGGCGUUGGACCCGGAGUCGGGGUUGCACCUGGGGUCGGAGUCGGAGGUGUCCCUGGAGCUGGCCUUUCUCCUGCAGCCCAGGCUGCUGCCGCUGCCAAAGCUGCCAAGUAUGCAGGAGCCGGAGCCCUGGGAGGACUGGUGCCAGGAGCAGUACCAGGCACGGUACCAGGAGCAGUACCAGGAGCAGUACCAGGAGUAAUACCAGGAGCAGUACCAGGAGUAAUACCAGGAGCAGUACCAGGAGCAGUACCAGGAGCAGUACCAGGAGUAGUACCAGGAGCAGGGAUCCCAGCAGCUGCAGCUGCCAAAGCUGCUGCCAAAGCCGCCCAGUUUGGGUUAGGCCCCGGUGUCGGUGGGGUUCCAGGCGCUGUCGGAGUUCCUGGUGGCCUUGUGCCCGGUGGUGUUGGUCCUGGUAUUACAGGAGUAGGGGCCCCAGCUGCAGCCAAGUCUGCUGCUAAAGCGGCCGCCAAAGCCCAGUACCAGGCUGCUGCUGCUGGGCUGGGCGCUGGUGUCCCUGGCUUUGGAGUUGGUGCUGGGGUUCCUGGAUUCGGGGUUGGUGCUGGUGUCCCCGGUGCUGGAGUUGGUGUUGGUGUCCCUGGAUUUGGAGUUGGGGCCGCACCUGGAUCCCUGGCUGCAGCUAAAGCAGCCAAAUAUGGAGCAGCAGGGGCUGGGGCUCUUGGAGGACCGGGGGCUCUUGGAGGACCUGGGGCUCUUGGAGGAGUAGGUGUCCCCGGUGGUGUUGUAGGAGGUGUACCUGCUGCUUCAGCCGCUGCUGCCAAAGCUGCUGCCAAAGCUGCUCAGUAUGGACUAGGGGGUGCUGGUGGGCUUGGAGCUGGAGGACUGGGAGUUGGGGGGCUCGGAGUCGGAGGACUGGGAGCUGGUGGACUUGGAGGUGUGUCCCCAGCUGCUGCUGCUAAAGCAGCCAAAUAUGGUGCUGCUGGCCUUGGAGGGGCCCUAGGGGCCAUUCCCAGGGCACUGCCAGGAGGCGUGGCAGCCAGACCUGGCUUUGGAUUGUCCCCCAUUUUCCCAGGUGCCGGUGCUGGGGGCCUGGGAGUCGGUGGGAAGCCCCCCAAGCCCUAUGGAGGGGCCCUGGGAGCCCUUGGAUAUCAAGGUGGGGCCUGCCUGGGGAAAUCCUGUGGCCGGAAGAGGAAGUGAGCUUCCGGGGGACCCCUGACUCUCGACCUCAUCUACGUUGGUGCUACUGCUUGGUGGAGAAUGUAGACCCUCUGAAACCCCACCCCACCCCCACCCCCAUCCGGGAGGGGACUGCAGGCCGGUGGCCUUGGACGCCCACAGACAGGACAAGGAAACAAGAGCGGAGUGGCCUCGGGCCAACCACAGGGACCCCCUUCAGAGGCCAUGACUGGGUGGGCUCGGGCCCUCCCCGGCCCCUCCCCACCUGGAGCUCCCCCAACAGCCUCCACCUUCGGGGAAAUUGGUGCUACAUGCUGGUGCUCUCGUCUUCCUGGGGGAGGAGGAGGGAAGGGCAGCCUUGGGGAUCCCCUCCCCGGGGCUGCUCUGAAGAUGGUGCCCAUGCUUCCCGGGCAGUGCCACCUCCCCCUGCCCAUCAGGAGCCACCCCUGGCUGCAGUCCAGUUGGUACCCAAGCACCGGAAACCUAAAGCUGGAUUCGGUCACACUGUCCCCCUUCCUGCUCCCCAUGGCUGUUCCCCACAUCUGGGGCCCCUUAGAGUCGGAAGACCCCAUACAUACAACACUGGGAAUGGCCCCCUUGCUCUUAAGGAGCCCACUGCCCGUCCAUCCAUCUGUCCGUCCAUCUGUCUUUUGUCCUUGUCCCCAGUCAAAUGCCCAGCGUCACUAGCUGGCUGGGCACACCUGUUGUGGCAGCCUGCGCCCCGCCUCCAUCCCACCACACACCCCGACGCUGGCCCAGGGUGUGAGAGGCCUUGUGGGCGGGGGGGACAGGACUCUGGUCCCCAGCCCGGAUCUCCCCACACUCAGUACUGUACCCCCAACCCUCCCUUGAGCCACCGUAACUACAGAGCAUGUCUCACCCCCCAUCUCUUUGUGUCUCGCUGUGAUAGAUCAAUAAAUAUUUUAUUUUUGUCCUGGA